GCUCAAGCAGAAAUUACAAUGCAUGCGGAUGGUGCAACACUCUUCGGUUUCAAUCACCCCUUGGUUCAAAGCGUAAUUCAAGAAAAUACAACUAUUUCUAAUCUAGCUUGCACUUCAAAAGAGUGGAAUGAUUCUCAUAAAAUGGAAAUAAUAUUUAAUCAACAAAUAAAAAAACGCAAAAUUGCAACUAGCCCCAUAGUUAAUUAG
Molecule: messenger RNA, 207 nt
Organism: Cetraspora pellucida
Lineage: Eukaryota; Fungi; Glomeromycota; Glomeromycetes; Diversisporales; Gigasporaceae
Source: the annotation of a GenBank genome assembly